Molecule: messenger RNA, 2728 nt
Organism: Aspergillus ibericus CBS 121593
Lineage: Eukaryota; Fungi; Ascomycota; Eurotiomycetes; Eurotiales; Aspergillaceae
Product: ZZ type zinc finger domain protein
Exons: 5
Coding region: 107-2428 (773 amino acids)
Molecular function (GO): zinc ion binding
Source: RefSeq, a predicted model, not a curated record
UGCUUGUUGUCCCCUAGCUACCGCUACGCACUAGCGUCCGUUUUUCUUAUCUCUCCUCGGACCCCUGCCCAAAUCACGCCAGGCCAGACAAACAUUUCUGGACACCAUGGCUUCUCCUGCGCCUACCCCGGCACCCGUGGGCCCAAGUACCCCCAUCACCGUCAAGGUGCUCUACAAUGAGAAUACUCGACGCUUCAAGCUGCCCUUGAGAGAGCUCGGGGCUCGCACGCUUCCCCAGAGUCUCCGCCAACUCCUUGGCGUUCCCGAGGAUGUUAACGUCAUCUUCGAACGUUAUUCCGACAGUGCCGGUUGUUAUAUUCAACUCGAUAGCGAGAACCCCGCUGUCUACAAACAGCUUUAUCGCGCUGCCAAGGCCAAGUUGAAGCUGCGGAUCAAGGCUACGACGGCCGGGGAGCCUGUAUCCCCACCCCAGCCGGCUGCAGACCUCCCCGAACCCGAGAAUGCAUCAAGGUACAGUUACCUCGAAACUGUCUUGAGUGCUCCUCUCCCUGAGUCUCAAGUUGAAAGUGUUCCCACUAGUGCGUCCCCAUCGGCUUCGAUUCUGCCCGAGGUCGCCAGUUACUCUGCCCCAGCUGAGGCCCAGUCCACACAAUGGUCGGCCCCCGCCACUGUUGAGCCUCAGUACCGCGAAUUCGUCUUGGGCCAGGACAGCCUAGACACGCCGGUUGUCUCGCACGCAUCGCCCAACGGGGUCUUCUGCAUCGAUUGCAACAACUGUGGCCGCUCGAUCCCCAACGAACAUUACCACUGCAGCAUCUGUGACGACGGUGAUUAUGACCUUUGCCUCCAGUGUGUCGAUGCUGGCGUCGCUUGCCUCGAUGAAGAACACUGGUUGAUCAAGCGCGUCGUCAAGGACGGUGAGGUUACUAACAGCACCACUGAAACGGUCGCCCCUAGAAAGGUCCAGGAUGAGGAGCCGGAAGAGAAGUUCGAGGAGACCGUUCCCGAGCUGGUCUCCGAAAGCACCCCAGAAACCCCGGCUGCCCCAGAAGUCCCCGAAAGCACUCAGGAGCGCAUCUGCAAUGACUGCCUGAAAGAACUCGACGAGACUAAGAUGGUUUCUUGCUUGGACUGCGAUGACUAUGAUCUCUGCAUCACAUGUCUUCUCAAGGACACUCAUGGCCAUCACCCCGCGCACUCCUUCACCCUCAUUCAUAACCGUCAGUUCUGUUUGAAGAGCCUGGUGCAGUCCCGCUGCAAGCCUGGACGUCACCACCAUCACGCAGCGAUCUGUGAUGGGUGUGAAAAGUGCCUGACCUGCCCAGACUGGGACUACUGCUCCGAGUGUCACCAGAAGGCACCCCAAAGCCAUCCGGGCCAUCGGUUCGCGCCGCUCUACGAGGCAAUUGCCGAGCCCUUGCAAAGUUAUGAAGUGCAUUACGGCAUCUACUGUGAUGGUCCUCUGUGCAAGAACCGCCCUUGCCCCAGCUUCAUCACUGGAACGCGCUACAAGUGCUCCGUGUGCGAUGAUACUGAUUUCUGCGCCAAAUGCGAGAUCCACCCGACCAACACGCACAACCGCACUCACCCCAUGGUCAUGCUCAAGACGCCUGUGCACAAUGUCUUUGUCAGCACCGUCCAGGAAGAACGUGGCGGAUCUACCUUCACCUUUGGCGACCGUCCCCAGAGGUCCACUUCCACCCAGGCCACCGCUCCGGCUGAGCCGGUUCCGGAAGCGCCCAAGCCGGAAGUACAGAGUGUCCCGGAGCCUCAACCGGUGGCACAGCCCAUCCCGGUGGCUGAGAAGCAGGACCCGGUCGACCAGACGGCGUCGGAUCCCGCCUCGGGCUACCAAGCUUUCUUCAUCCGCGACACUGUGCCGGAUGACACCACCAUGCCGCCCAACAAAACCUUCCAGCAGACCUGGACCCUUUUCAACCCCGGUCCCCUCUCGUGGCCCGUCGGCACUGAUGUGCGGUUCGUCGGUGGCGAUUCGAUGUUCAACGUGAACACCAACCACCCAUUGAGCAUGGACUCCAUUUCGGCUGCCAUGGAGAGCAACAAGCUGUCGGAGCCGCUGGAGCCCGGCCACAGCGCCGACUUUACCGUGACGCUCAAGACCCCGAGCCGUCAGGGCACGGUGCCGCUGCCCGUGGAGAGUGCACCGGUGCCGGAGGCCGUGCAGCCCGUUGAAGCCCCCGAAGAGAAGCCGGUGGGGCCCGCGGAGAGUCAGAUGAUCUUCCCCAAGUUGGAGAAGGAGUCCCCGGAGACGAGCACGCACGAGGCAGCCAUGACGGCACCCUCUGCCCCGUCGGUCACAAAUCCCUCAGAGCAGGACAUGUUUGACGACAUGGACAGUCUGACGCUGGGCGAGGACGAGACGGAUGCGGGACUGCUUACGGACGAAGAGUAUGACAUCUUGGAUGCUAGUGAUCAGGAAUAUCUGGAGGCCCAAUCGCAGCGGUGAGUGGGCUGUGGCCGUGAUGAGUUACGGAUUUCUUGGACCUGGGGACGACGGAGUUAGUGGGACAGGAUGGAAUAAUCUGCCAUGUUUUAAUUAGUUGCUCUCUUUGUGUACGCGAUGGAAAAGCGGCCUAGGUGGAUGUCGGGGGCCGAUGUGGCGAUGGCUGUACUUCACUCUGCUCUAGGCUUGACUAAUGUAAGCUCUCCUCUGCGUGUGGUCAUUUGACUGGGACUACUAUACAGUAGAAGUUCGUAUUGGCGGAUCGCCGCGGAGAAGGAGAGGCGCGGGAUUCCCCGCCAUGGC